This is a messenger RNA of Poecilia latipinna (sailfin molly), 5720 nucleotides long. It is a transcript of the gene ccdc142, whose product is annotated as coiled-coil domain containing 142. The transcript is spliced from 15 exons. The coding region runs from base 377 to 3784 and encodes 1135 amino acids. NCBI's taxonomy places the organism in Eukaryota, Metazoa, Chordata, Actinopteri, Cyprinodontiformes, Poeciliidae. The record is from RefSeq and is a predicted model, not a curated record.
UUUGACUAUUUCCGCUCCAGAGCACACGUGUUUCCGCUUGGCAACAGCGCUCCUUCCGCCUACCGACAGAUCUGUUGAUGCUCUUUACCCCAAAGGAUUUUCGUUUACCCUGCUCCCCCCCUCCCCCCCCCUCCGAUUUCAGACUUGAAAUUGAACGUAGCAUGAACACGGGAUUAAAAAGCGCCCCUGUUCUGUGCAGAUUGUGUUGACAGACAGGCGCAGAUCAGGACAAUGCUGCGUCUGUUCGGAACAUUUCUGUCGAACUUUAAACGCCUUAGAAGAUCUGAGGCUAAAGGCUAGCUGGAAUAAGCUGUCCCCGUCCAAGACGCACCGUUGCUGGGAGAAGUAACGAGAUGUUGGUAAAAAGUCACUGGUCAUGUCACGGUCCCUGCAGCGAGCUGAGAUUCUGUUCAGAAGUACUUUUAAUCCCAGUUUGAAGUGUCUGUUCCAUGUUCCGAGUCAAGAUGAAGAGGAGGAAAACCUUGUUGUGGCUCACAACCUUGUGUCGCGCUCCUCUGCACGUCUGCAGCGAAUGCAGCAGCAUCUUCUGACAGUGGUGUUGCAGGGCCCACCGGUGGAAGGGGGCCACAUGGGAUCCCUACCAGGGCAGUACAGAGCUCUGUGGAGGCUCUUUGAGCAGCGAUCUCUGCUGCUCUUCAUACAUGAAUACAUCAGAAGGCUUCAUCUGUCAACAGCUUUCAUAUCCAGACUGAAACACUUGUUGCAGCAUCAGCUCAGAGAACUUCACUUAAUGCAAACUAAGGUCCUGCCCGGCUCACCUUCAUCCAGAAUCAGCCUCGUCUCUCUAAGUCAGGAGUUCCGACUUCAUCUGAACCACAGGAGUUUCUUCACCAGCCGAGUCCAUUCUGACCACUAUCUGAGACAGGCACUAGUUUCACACACCAAAAUGCUGGAGGAGAUGAAACGGACUCUAAGCCUACUUGGUCUACAACUUUUGUUCCUAAUGGAGCAAUGUGUAUAUGGUAUUCUGUCUGUGAUUGGGAAGACAGAAUUGGACUUGGUACCCAGAGAUGUUCUGGAGGACAUUUUAUCAGGAACAGACCUGUACAGUCAGGCUGUGGAGGAGCAUAAAGUCCAGCUGAGGAUGUUGGUUUUGCAGGAGGCACAUAAAUUCAAAUUCUUUAGCAGACUUCCAAAGAUUAUAAGACAUCGUGCUUCUGCUGUGUCAGUCAGAGGUCUGAUGAGUGUCUUGGCUGUUCAUCGGGCAGAAAUGAUUGCCAGACUACUGGACCUCUGGAUUUCUGAGGAGAGCUGUCAUGUUUGCAAGGUUCAUUGCACUCACCAAACAUUCUGUGAUAACUUCAGGAGUCCAGAGUCUGAAUGCAGCUGUAGCUUUCCCAAGUGGACCUGGGAACAGCUGUGGCAGACAUAUCUGACUUCCUCUCCUCUUCUCGACAGUAUUCAGCCUUCUGUGCAGAUGUUGUCACAUCAAACAUCUGAUAAAUGCUCCCCUAUUUACAGCCCUAAUCGCUCCUUGCAGAGUUCUGCUUUAGAAAUUCAACUCCCCGUUUUGGUGAAACUGUCUUCUUUCCAAAAUAAAGAAGAAAGCUCAAGAAAAACCAGAACCAGCCAGAGCCAAACAUGCAUAACUCAGUCUGGACUCACUCAGUUCAGUGCAGAGGCAGCUCAGUCUAACCUGGAAGGUUUAGAAAACUGUGACUGUCCUUCACCCUCUGUAGCCACCUCCCAUCAUGCCUCAGCCCUGCCUCCUCCUCAGCUGAACCAGUCCUCUGUCGAUCCACUGCUUCAGGUCCUCAUGACCUCCACUGACCUGCUGGCUCCACUGGCACUUCAAAGGCCAACAUCAGAAGAAGCAGCUGCUCAGCUCGUCUCGGUCUCAGCUCCAGAUGUGGUCACUAGGAAGGCUGGAUCAGUCGGUGUAACUGCAGCAGCUCAGCUGGAGAUGUUCAGCCAGCAGAGCGUCGUUGGGACCAACACACAGGACUGGACCCGGGUCAAAACCGCAUCGGGAGCAGAUGCUCCAGAAAGUUCUGGUGAUCUGAAGGAUGAGGACAUGAGGAGAAGAGGCAGAGAUGGAACAAGGUUAAGCACUGUGGAGCCAGAGUGUGUUGGUGGGCCUCAUUCUGUGCAGUGGAUGGACAUGGGUCGAUCAGUUCUCCUUGCCGAUCUGCUCCAACACUAUCAGUCUCAGCUGUUGGUCUUCUGCUCUAAUGCUCUGCGGCUUAAACUCCACACAGCAGCAGCAGGAAACGCUGCAGGCAGCAUCAACCUUCAAGAUGAUCGCAGGAGCUUCCAGACCCUGCACAGUGUUACUCAUGCUUUAGAGACAGGUCUGUUUCCAAAGGCAUUCCGAACCAUACUGGAGCACUUCAGGCUGUAUUUGUUUGUCCAGUCAGCACACGCCCACUGGGACUCUGUGGCAUGCAGAGGUUUGGGUUCAGCCCUGAAGGAUAAAUGUGUCAGAAAUGAGAGCAGCAGCUCUGCAGCAGCAACUUCAAACGAAGAGGGAAGUGUCCUGAUAUCACAGACAAUGGCACACUUCCUCCAGCUCCUCCCUCCACUGCUGUCGUCUCUGUGUUGUUGCCAGUCAAACAGCUCAAUGUGUGAAUCUUUUGGCCUCCUCCUGCCCAGCUGUGUACUGCAGAGAUGGACUUUUGGUUUGCUGUUUGCUUCGAUCCAAAUCUCUACAGUCUGGAUCAUGUCCAAAGCACAUCAGUUCCUUUCUUCAUGGAGUCCUAAUAAGUUCCUUCUCAUCACCCAAGGAGAUCUCAGAAUGUUGAUGGAGAGCCUGGAUAAGACAAUUGGUCAGACGAAGUCCGUACUCCUGAGUUCAGACUGUGACCAUCGUCCCACUCUGCAGAGCCACAGUCAGCAUCUACAGAGGCACCAACUGGAAGCUCUUGAUCGGGCUGCAUGUGAGCUGCAGGCGUUCUCUUCCAUGGUGCUGAGCAACUUCUCUACUGACUGCAAACGGAUGUCUGGGGAGAUCUUUGAGCGCACCAUGCCGUCUGCAGGAUACUGGAGGCCGAGCCAGAGGACGGGUUUUCCCAGCAGUCCCAGUGAAUAUGCAUCUCUGGCAGCUCAGACUGUGAUUGGCCAAGUUCUAGAGGCUGUUGCGCCAUUGUCAGAAGAUGCUCACGUCCAAGCACUAACUGUGGCGAUGACGGCUUUCAUGGAGGCAUGGAUGGAGCACAUAUUAAAGCAGAAGAUCAAAUUCAGUCUGCAGGGGGCGCUGCAGCUGAAGGAAGACUUUGAUUCUGUCAGGGAGAUGAUCAAGUCUGACAAGUACGGCCUGUCAGCCGAACUUCACCAGAGACUCCUCAGCCUCAGUGUUUUUCAGCAGGUAGACUCGGCGCUCCUUUGUUUGCUGCAGCAGCCACAGGCCAAGCCGUACCUGCAGCGCCCAGCCUGGGAGUCGUUCACAUGCUGCUGUCCAGUUAAAGGCAGCAGAGACAGCUUGGACACUGCUGCUGUGGGCAGUAACAUAACCAACCUGGGCUGUGUGGAAGGUGAAGAGCUGACUCAGUCUGAUCAGACUGUCCACUCUCCAGUGGACACGUCUCUCCCUGCAGAGCCUUACCUGGCUUUAAGUCAUACAAACAUCCCUCCUUCCUGUGACCCACAGAUUUCCUGUCAAACCUCAGAUGUUUCAUCUUCCACCUCAGUCAUGGACUCUGCUGCUUCCACAAGUUUGUCUUCAACCAAAUCAGGAGACCCAAGAGAAGGUUCCACUGUUGUGGAAGACAUCCUGUCUGGUUCCAGUAGCAAAGAAAACUCAGCCAUCUGUUAUCCUGACAUCUGACAUCAUGAAGGUUCUGGAAGACACUCCUUCUGGCCAACCCGAGUAAGCAGACAAGUACGUAUCUGGACCCAAUGCAGUUUGCUUAUUGCCGUAGAAUUGGGAGUUGAAGUUGAAGAUGCCUUCAUGCAUCUGCUUCAACAAACCCACUGUCAUCUGGACAAAGCAGGCAGCACUGUGAGGAUUAUGUUCUUUGAUUUCACCAGUGCAUUUAACACAAUUCAGCCAGAUCUGCUCUGUGAGAAACUCAAGAAGACGCAGAUGGAGGCCUCAACAAUCACCUGUAUCUAUGACUACCUCACCCACAGACCACAAUUUGUGAGACUGAAAAACUGUGCAUGUAACCAGAUGGUCAUCAACAUAAGUGCCACAGGGGACUGUACUCUCACCACUCCUUUCCACUCUACACUUCAGAUUCCUGUAACAUUCAUCCGACUCCUGUCAUCUACAGAAAUACUUGGAUGACUUUGCAGUUGUUGGGUGUAUCAGAGACGGACAAGAGGCUGAGUACAGACAAAACCAAUGUUUCACUUGUUGAUUUCAAGUGAAGCAGGAUUAGAUCCAACCCUAUUUCCAUUAUGGGAGAAGUGGAGGCGGUUGGGGAAUAUAAAUACCUCGGAAGUUUGUUGGGUCAACAGACUGGACUGGAGAUGCAACAGUGAAGCCGUCUGUAAGAAGGACAGAGCAGACUGGACUCCUUGAGGAAGCCAAGAUGCUUUAAGGUCUAUAAGUCUGUUGAGAGAGUCAUUUCUUCUACUGUCAUCUGUUGGGGCCACAGCAUCAGAACCAGGGACCUAAAAAGGCUCAACAACCUGAUAAAGAAGGCUGGUUCUGUUCUGGGGACGACUGUGGAACCUCUGGAGAUGGACAACCCUGAACACCAUUUUCAUGGGACUGUCAUGGGAAAACAGAGUAUCUUCAGUCAGAGGCUUCUUCAAAUUCCCUGUAACACAGACCGCUACAAGAGAUCUUUCCUACCAACAGCCAUCUCAAUCUACAAUAAUUUUUUGAAAAAUUUUAAUGUUACAACAUUGUUGAAUUUCCCUUUGGAAUCAAUAAAGUAUUUUUGAAAUUUAAUCUGAAUUUGAGUGCGUCUCCAGUGAUGGUAUAAAGACAUCUGGUUGUUGAUGUCAAAAUGACAGGCAGCUUUCCUGCCUGCCAUUACAGCAUGAAGGCUGAAAAACACUCAAGCAAUCAGAAAUGUAUAAGUCAGCGGAUGGGUUUGUGCUGAUUCAAUAACAUUUAUGUAUAAUGAUUAACCUCAGCAACAAGGAGGCUUUCAUCCAGGAGCAGCAGAUUAGCAUUGCAAAAGCUAAAAAGUGUUUGGUUCAGUCUGUUUACCUGGAGCAGGGACGGCAGCCAAAGGAGCAUCUACUAAAAUGAAUAUUGAUGUAAUCAUUAUGUUACAUAUAUUUUGUCGUUAUUUUGUUAAAAUUAGUUUUCACUCUGACAUUACAUUUUUCUUAUUUUUAGUUAUUUUUUGUCAAAAAAGUUACAUUUUGUUGAUCAUGCUUGAUCUGGAAAAGGCAUAAAGUGGCAAAGCAUCCAAAGGGCUGAAUACCUUUUUAGGCAUUAUAUUCUAUGGUGUGUUGUGUGUAGAAAAAACAAUACUAUUUGGUGACAGUGGCUCAGGUAGGAGUUCAUACUGUAACCAGUGGGUUGCUAGUUUGAAACCCCGAUCUGUCUAUCUCAAUCAUUCUGUCCUUGGGAAAGUACAGAAUGAUUGUCCUUACCCACUGGGUACCUUACCACCAGGUGUCCGUUUGCCCCAGGCCAGUUGUGGCUACAGUGUAGCCUACCACAAUCGGUGUGUGAAUGACCGCUUGUAGAGUGAAGUGGUUUGAAGUUCUCUGGACUCGAUGAAGCGCUGUGUAAGGAAAGGCCAUGUACCACUGUACUCAUCCUACUUGAGUGGUUGCUGGAGGUGUAAUCUUUUUCU